Ciona intestinalis (vase tunicate) is the source of this 764-nucleotide messenger RNA. Its product is annotated as vitamin K epoxide reductase complex subunit 1-like protein 1. Gene Ontology annotation, molecular function: vitamin-K-epoxide reductase (warfarin-sensitive) activity. NCBI's taxonomy places the organism in Eukaryota, Metazoa, Chordata, Ascidiacea, Phlebobranchia, Cionidae. The record is from RefSeq and is a predicted model, not a curated record. Gene Ontology annotation, biological process: vitamin K metabolic process; peptidyl-glutamic acid carboxylation.
AAAAAGUUAUAUAACAUUACAUGCUACAUCUACAACACGGUUCACGGUUGUGUUCAAACCAUAUUUAUGAAUAAGUUAUUAGCUUUUCGCAUUCUUGUGUGUGUGAUUGGCAUUAUCCUUUCAAUAUAUGCUUAUUACGUGGAAGUGGCGAAAACCAAUGACGUAUCUUAUGAAGCAUUGUGCGAUUUUAACGACAUCGUCAGCUGUUCUGCCGUGUUUUCCUCAAGGUAUGGCAAGGGGUUUGGCCUCCUUGAAUAUCUAGUUGGUGAAAACCACAUUCUUAACCAACCUAACAGCUUAUUUGGAAUUGGAUUUUUUUCAAUUCAAAUGCUGGGAAUAUCUCCCAUGAACAAGACAUUCAAUUGUUUUCUGUAUAUUCUUACUGGUGGAGGGAUCGUUAUUUCAAUAUAUCUCGCUUGUAUUUUAAUCUUUGUGUUAAAAGACUUUUGUGUUCUUUGUGUAUCAACAUACGUGUUAACGAUCAUUCUUCAUUACUUAAAUUAUAAAUUACUUCACCAUAAUGUCAACAGUCAUAAAAAGAUUAAUUAAUUAAUCGUUUCAAAAAGACCUAAUUCUGUAAUUAUAACACCGGUGUAUUUGUAUAUUUUUACCAUUCUUUCUGCGUAAAUAUCAAUUCAAAGCCAACUUUUAAAGGCAGCAAUUUGAAACUGAUUUUGGUGGCUCUCAUAGGACUACUCAUACCGCAAUUUAAUGUUUCAUAUUCCUCUGUUUUUGUGCAAUAAAAAUCAGCAAUUUGUUUAGAA